This is a messenger RNA of Durotheca rogersii, 1527 nucleotides long. RefSeq names its product cytochrome P450. NCBI's taxonomy places the organism in Eukaryota, Fungi, Ascomycota, Sordariomycetes, Xylariales, Xylariaceae. The transcript is spliced from 4 exons. Gene Ontology annotation, molecular function: iron ion binding; monooxygenase activity; oxidoreductase activity, acting on paired donors, with incorporation or reduction of molecular oxygen. Bases 1 to 1527 code for a protein of 508 amino acids. The record is from RefSeq and is a predicted model, not a curated record.
AUGGAGGCGAUCCAACGUAUUCUCCCGGGGGGGCUGCUGGUGUCCCUCCAAGUGGUGCUGGCAACACUGGUACUCGGCACCAUCUAUUCGCUUGUCACUGCGGAGCGGCCCUUUGCCGGGUUCCCAGUCAUCGCGCUCGAGGGCAAGAGUCCGGUAAAAAGUUGGACGUGGCAUGGCCGGGAAGCCAUCGCAGAAGGCUUGCGAAGGUUCUCCGGGCCCUUCCAGGUCAUGUCCGGGACUGGCCCAAAAAUUGUCCUGCCAAAUCGGUUCGCCGACGAGAUUCGCAACCACCCUUCAUUUGAUCUCAACGAGGCAUUGGCUAAAGAUUUUAUGGUCAACUACCCAGGCUUCGAGCCCCAUCGGCAGCUGCGAGGAAACCAUCUAUUUCUGGAGACAGUGCGGGUGAAACUUACACAGUCUCUCAGCUUGGUCACGACGGAUCUCAUCGACGAGACAGCCUCGUCGCUCUACGACGUGCUUGGCGAUGGCGACGAAUGGACGACACGAGCAAUUAGACAGGACAUGCUGGAAAUUGUCGCCCGGCUUUCGUCCAGGGUGUUCUUGGGAAAGGACUUAUGCCGAAACCGGACCUGGCUUGAGAUCGCUAAAAACUAUACUGUCGACUCGUUCAUCGUCUCGAACAUUAUGAGGGCUGCCCCGGCGGUCCUGCGUCCAAUCGUCUACAUAUGCCUCCCUCAGUCGUGGUCACUAAUACGGGCCGUCCGGGACGCGCGAAAGCUUAUCAACCCCGAGGUGGAGCGUCGCAAGGCCUUGGUCGACGCGGCUCGUGCCUCGGGCAAUAAGGCGUCCAAAGUCGCGGAUACCAUCGGAUGGAUGUAUGAGCUGGCGAAGGGCCGCAAGGCGGAUUUGGUUGCGGGCCAGCUCUUGCUCACGAUGGCAGCCAUACACACGACAACAGAGACGACUUGCCAGGCACUGCUCGACAUCUGCCAGUAUCCCGACGUGGCCCGGCAACUUAGAGAGGAGGUUAUCCAAGUCGUCGGCGAGCAUGGGUGGGCUAAGACGUCGCUAUACAAGCUUAGGCUUAUGGACAGCUUCCUGAAGGAGGGACAACGACUCCACCCCAUGGUUACAUCAACUAUGAACCGCUACGUAACGGAAAACGUAGAACUCUCGGAUGGGACUGUACUGCCAAAGGGCGCUCAGGUUAUCGUGGCAACCAACUUCAUGGACCCAACGAUUUACCCCGAGCCUGAGAAAUUCGAUGCUGCGAGGUUCCUGAAGUUGCGACAGCAAACCGGCCAAGAGAACAACUGGCAGUUCGUCACCACAACCCCGUCCCAUACUCUUUUUGGACACGGUCAGCAUGCUUGCCCGGGACGGUUCUUCGCCUCGAACGAGGUGAAGAUCGCACUAUGCCAUUUCCUGCUGAAGUACGAGUGGAGAUUUCUUCCGGGCGAAGACAGACCAGCUCCCCAACUGUUUGAGUCCGUCUCCAGCGUUAGGCCAGACUCGAAGGUCCAGGUGCUGCGGAGGAAGGCGGAAAUUGACCUUGACAAUUACUGA